CGUCCGAUAUAUUCCUGACUCCUAAAGACGCACCGGCCAUUUAGCGAAUAUCUCUUCGAAAAGUUUUCCCCUGGCGUCUAGUAAAAUCUGCCAUCCCUGAUGCCGGUCAUUGCCAAAGCACUGUAGCAAGCAUGGUUUUGAUGACACGCCACGAUAGCCAUAGCCAGCCGCUUCAGCCAAGUUUAUGGUUUUUUGUUGCUCGCCUCCCCGAAACCCUAACACGAAGGCGGAAGCCAGCCCAUCUCCUCCAUGGGCCACCUGAUCCAGAGCCGAUGCUCCUCGUCCAGCAUGGCGUGGAUCUUGGAUAUCAAGUGCUCCGGCCAUCCUUGGAGCCACCAGUGGUUGGGCGACUUGUCGAGUAGCACGGUGAAGAAGGCCAGCAGCACCAUGGCCUCCUGGGUCGGCACUCUAAGCAGCGGCAGCAGCCCGUCCGUCACCUGGAACAGCCAUAUAAAGGCCAUGCGCAUGUCGCGCAACUCCCCGACCCCGGACGGCGCGGCGUACACGGCGAAGAUGCGCUCGAGCUUUUCGAUGGCGUCGAGGUACACCCCGACCACGUGGUCGUCGCCGUCGCCGCCCGCCGCCAGGGUCUUGAUGCUGGAUGCCACGUCGUCCAGGCGCUUCUUGGCGGGCGAGUCGGCGUCCAGCGUGGCGCCGGCUUGUGCGAGCCAGCGGCGUCCGCCGUCCUGGAGCAUCGGCGCCAGCUCCGUGGUCUUGCUCGUGUCGGAUAGGUAUGGGUGGAAGAGCUUCACACCGCGGAGCAGGAACAUCCAGUCGGGAAACCCGCUCUCCCCGACGAGGAGGAACUCUGAUUCUUGACGUGGUGCUGCUAGGGCUAUUCCCCCCCCGAAUCGUAAGUCAACUGGUUGAUUGGUCCCUUUUUCUCUCUUUCUUUUUUUUAUACCAGAAUUCUAGGUGAUAAAUCAUAGAUGCAAACGCGCAGGGGUCAUGCUUACAUACCGAA
This is a messenger RNA of Truncatella angustata, 964 nucleotides long. RefSeq lists its product as uncharacterized. The transcript has a single exon. The record is from RefSeq and is a predicted model, not a curated record. The coding region runs from base 250 to 819 and encodes 189 amino acids. NCBI's taxonomy places the organism in Eukaryota, Fungi, Ascomycota, Sordariomycetes, Amphisphaeriales, Sporocadaceae.